UCCCGCUGAUGCAGCCUGGGGGGAGGGCCCCUGAGGCUGUGCGCCUUCAAUCGGACGGGGUUGGGGGCCCGCCAGCUGUAGAAUUGGGAGUUCAGGACCCUCCCAACCCAGGUGGCCAUCCGGACCCCCUACUCUCCUGGAACCCAGGAGGGGGUCCCUGGGUAUUGUUCCCACCUCCCGCCUGGGCCCAGGGUCACGAGUUCACGAGGUCCUUUCCUCAAGAAGGGUAUCCAGGGGUUCCCCUCCCCCAGGAUCCCAGGAAGGAGCCUAGCUAUUGUUCCCCCCUUCCAGUCUUGGAGCCUGGCGUUCUGGAAGCCCCUCCCCCAGAUCGUGUACCAGGGGUCCACCUGCUCCCCAUGAACUCAAGAAGAACCCCACUGAUUGCUCCUCCCACCUUCCAGUUAAGAAAUGGGAAUUCAGGAGGCCCCUCCCUCUGGAGGCAAUCUAAGGGCUUCUCUGCCCCUCAGGAACUCAGGAAAGGGGGGGACCCAGGUAUUGUUCCCCCACUGUCCAACUAGGGGAUCUGGGUCCAGGAGGCUGUGCAGGACCUCAGCUGUCUUUACUCCACCAUUCUCAGCUAUGGGGCUGUGGUUUACUAUGUCCCCCCAAAGGAACACACCUACUUAUUCUUUGCCUAGCACCCAGCCAUGGGGUGAGUAGCUCAGCAUCUCUGCAACAGGCAAUCUUAAGCUCCUUGUUCCUCCCCAGAAGGAGUACCAGCUAUUGUUUUUCAGCCGGUCUAUCUGUUCCCAAUCAUGAUACUGGAAUUCAGCUCAGUUCAGAAUCUUUCCUCCAAAAAGGAAAACAAGUGUGUUGACACCAUCCCGGUGCCCCAGGCAUGGGAGGAGAUAGUCUGGGGCUUUCACCUGUAACCCAGGAGGGUCCCCAGGUAUUAUUUUCACUUACCCUCCAGCUAGUGAUUAGAAUUCAGGAUCUUCUAGGUCUGGGGCAGUUUAGCACACACCUAUAGUCUCAGCUACUUGGGAGCUUGGGAGGCAGAGGCAGGAAGAUCACUUGACCUCAGGAAUCCAAAACCAGUCUGGGUAGGAUAGUGAGACCCCAUCUCAGAAGAAAACAAAACAAAACAACAACAACAACAAAGAAUUUGGGAUCUUCUAGCCAGUUGAGAAAACAGGUAUACCAACAACUGUCCCCACCCUCAUGACAUCCAGGAGUUUCCCUUUCUUCCCCUCCCAGCCAAGAAAGAAAGGUCUCAUUUAUCUUUCUUUCAUACUCUCUGGCUUUAGGAAGAGGCUUUCUGGAGUUAAGGAAUAACACAGAUGUUUUGACACUCCUACCCUGAGCUGUGAGGGCUGGAAUUUAGGUUGUGUUCUCAGGAGGCAAGCAGGGUCCUCCCAUCCUCCCCUGGUGACCUAGGAGGGGUGCCAGAUGUCAUUUGCCCCUGACUCCUAUCCCUCAGCCAUAGGGUCCGGCACUCAGGAUGCUACUACCUCUCUAGAAGGUGAAGCAGAGAUCCCCUCCCUACCAGCAACCCCCAACUAUGGGACAAGAGUUCAGGCCACGUGCUCAGAAACACAGGAACUCUGACAACUUAUCUAUCUUCUUCCCCCAUGAGGGGAUUCCUGCUGAGGGGGUCGGAACCUACGACUCUCUCCUCCACAGGACCCCACCUUCCCACAGAGGAGCCCAAGAUGGAGAGAGGGGCAGAGUCAUGGAGUUGGGCACUGGAGACCUCUAAUGCUGGGUCCUGUGACUACCAUCCAGAUCCUGCCCCAGAAGCGGGGGGCACUUCCACCCCUGGGAUGAGGCGCUCUGUUCUGGUCAGGAACCCAGGCCACAAAGGCCUGAGGGCCCUUUAUAAAGAGCCUGACUCUGACUCAGAGGACCUGGACCCCAAUCCUGAAGAUCUGGACCCAGUUUCUGAAGACCCAGGACCUAACUCAGAAGACCUCAAUACUGUCUCAGAAGUUGUGGACCCCAGCUAUGAAGAUCAGGGGCCAGUGUCAGAAGAUCUGGAUCCUGAUGCUGAAGCUCCAGGCGCUAUCUUGGGGAACCGCCAUUCUGAACUCCAAGAUCCAGACCCCAUGUCUUCAAGUUUCGACCUUGAUCCAGAUGUUAUCGGCCCUGUACCCUUGGUUCUCGACCCUAACAGCGACACCCUCAGCCCUGCUGCUCCAGACGCGGACCCCCUCGCGUCCGACCUCACUGCCAGCCCCCAGGUCUUGGCUACCAGCCCCGCGGUGCUGUCCGCCCCUGCCAGCCCGCCCCGGCCUUUCUCCUGCCCCGAUUGCGGGAGAGCCUUUCGCCGCAGCUCGGGGUUGAGCCAGCACCGCCGCACCCACAGCGGCGAGAAGCCCUACCGCUGCCCUGACUGCGGCAAGUCGUUCAGCCACGGCGCCACGCUUGCACAGCACCGAGGCAUCCACACUGGGGCCCGGCCGUACCAGUGCGCAGCGUGCGGCAAAGCCUUCGGCUGGCGCUCAACGCUGCUGAAGCACCGCAGCAGCCACAGCGGGGAGAAGCCACACCACUGCCCAGUGUGUGGCAAGGCCUUCGGGCACGGCUCGCUGCUGGCGCAGCACCUGCGCACCCACGGCGGCCCGCGGCCCCACAAGUGCCCUGUGUGCGCCAAGGGCUUUGGGCAGGGCUCAGCUCUUCUUAAGCACCUGCGCACGCACACGGGUGAGCGGCCCUACCCGUGCCCGCAGUGCGGAAAAGCCUUUGGGCAGAGCUCGGCGCUGCUGCAGCACCAGCGCACGCACACAGCAGAGCGCCCCUAUCGCUGUCCCCACUGUGGCAAGGCAUUCGGGCAGAGCUCCAACCUGCAGCACCACCUGCGAAUCCACACGGGCGAGCGGCCCUACGCCUGCCCACACUGCUCCAAGGCCUUUGGGCAGAGCUCAGCGCUGCUGCAGCACCUGCACGUGCAUUCGGGCGAGCGGCCCUACCGCUGCCAGCUCUGCGGCAAGGCCUUCGGCCAAGCCUCCAGCCUCACCAAGCACAAAAGGGUGCACGAGGGCGCAGCCGCCGCAGCCGCAGCCGCUGCAGCUGCCAGCCUAGGCCUCGUGCCUGACCUGAGCUCGGCAUCUGUGAUGAGACCGGGACAGGUCUCCCUUCUGGGUCCCGAGGCUGUCUCCAUGCUGGGCUCUGGCCUGGGCCUCAGCCCUGGCACCAGCUCUGGCAGUGGCCCUGACCCUGGCUCUGAGUUGGGCACUCUCCAGAAUCCCAGCCCCAAGCCCCUCUCUAGCUCCAAAUCCACCCUUAGCCCUAACCCCGUGGAAUCUUCUGACCCUAAGCCUAGGCACAAUGCUGAUCCUGACCUUGUGCCCAGGCCUGAUCAUAAAUUUGAUCCCAGUCUCAAACCUGAUCCCAUGCCCUGUCCUGACACCUGCUCCCCAACCCAUGACACUGUCAGCCCAGCCCUCCCUACUGGGGAGAGUCCUGAGUGGGUACAGGAGCAAGGGGCACUGCUGGGGCCUGAUGGCUGAAGGGAGCGCUGGCACCCAAGGGGGCCUGGGGAAGUUGUGUGUUGUGCAGUUAGUAAAAUCCUCUCACUGCUUCCCG
Otolemur garnettii (small-eared galago) is the source of this 3525-nucleotide messenger RNA. RefSeq names its product zinc finger protein 358 (gene ZNF358). Gene Ontology annotation, cellular component: nucleus. The record is from RefSeq and is a predicted model, not a curated record. Gene Ontology annotation, biological process: regulation of transcription by RNA polymerase II. Lineage: Eukaryota; Metazoa; Chordata; Mammalia; Primates; Galagidae. Bases 1572 to 3449 code for a protein of 625 amino acids. Gene Ontology annotation, molecular function: RNA polymerase II cis-regulatory region sequence-specific DNA binding; DNA-binding transcription factor activity. The transcript is spliced from 2 exons.